AUGGACUCCUCAAGGUCUGUUAAGAAGCAAGAUGGAUCUUUAGCUGGAUCACAUGGCCCAAUUGGCCAUCUCCCAGAAGGUUUAACAAAACCUGACCAGGUUGCCCCUUUCACCUUCUUGCAACCUCUUCCCCUAUCCCCAGGGGUCCUCUCCACCACUCCAGAUCAUUCCUUUAGUGUAGAGCUGGGCAGCAAAGUGGAUAUCUCUGAAGGAGGUAGGAAGCCAGACUCUACUGCUUACAUUGCCAUGAUCCCGCAGUGCAUAAAGGAGGAAGACGCUCCCUCAGAUAAUGAGAAUGGCAACUGUAUGAGCCCAGAGUUCUACCUGGGCUCUCCCCAGCAUAGCCCCUCUGCCAGGGGCUCCCCAAAUAGAAGCCUCCCAUCUCCAGGUGUCCUCUGUGACUCUGCCCGCCCCAAACCUUAUGACCCUCCUGGAGAGAAAAUGGUAGCAGCGAAAGUAAAGGGUGAGAAAAUGGAUAAGAAACUCAAAAAAAUGGAGCAAAACAAGACAGCAGCCACUAGGUACAGCCAGAAGAAGAGGGCGGAGCAGGAGGCCCUCACUGGGGAGUGCAAGGAGCUGGAAAAGAAGAACAAGGCUCUAAAAGAGAGGGCAGAUUCCCUGGCCAAGGAGAUGCAAUACCUGAAAGAUUUGAUAGAAAAGGUCUGCAAGGCAAGGGGAAAGAAAAGGGUCCCCUAGUUGAGGGUAGUCAGGAGCGCAAGGUGCUUGUACAUAGGAGUCUCUCGCUGUAGCUGUGUGUUCGAAUAAAUUAUUUUGUAGUGAAA
Messenger RNA from Cebus imitator (Panamanian white-faced capuchin), 782 nucleotides. Its product is annotated as cyclic AMP-dependent transcription factor ATF-4-like. Gene Ontology annotation, biological process: regulation of transcription by RNA polymerase II. Gene Ontology annotation, molecular function: RNA polymerase II transcription regulatory region sequence-specific DNA binding; DNA-binding transcription activator activity, RNA polymerase II-specific. NCBI's taxonomy places the organism in Eukaryota, Metazoa, Chordata, Mammalia, Primates, Cebidae. The record is from RefSeq and is a predicted model, not a curated record. Gene Ontology annotation, cellular component: ATF4-CREB1 transcription factor complex; nucleus; ATF1-ATF4 transcription factor complex. The transcript is spliced from 2 exons. Bases 1 to 696 code for a protein of 231 amino acids.